AUGUCGCAUAUCGAGACGGUUUCUUCCUUUGUCCAGGGAGCUCCCCCGGGAGAGCUCGCAGAUGUCGUUGCCGACAUCAAGGCCCUCACGGCCUCCGAGCCCAACAUCGUGGACGAGCUGGCGCCAGCCUUCGAGCGGUACAACGAGGAGCAGUUCAUCACACUCAAGCUGCCGGGGAGCAGCCAGCCAGUCUUGAUCAGCCCGCACAACUCGCUGGGCGGCGGACGAUACUACGAUGUCGAGAGCUCCUCCAGCUUCGAGGUGGACCAUAAAGCCAGUGCGGUGCAGAGCUACUUGCUGGAAGGAUCACAGGCGGACCUGGUUAAAUCAACACUGAAGAGCUUGGGAGGCUAUGUCAAGGAGCACUUCCCCAACGCUGCCCUUGGCGCAUACCCUGUCGAAUCCGACUCAAAGGUUGCCGUUGUCGUUGUCGCAAACAAAUACAGCCCCAACAACUUCUGGAACGGCCGAUGGAGAUCCGUGUACACCUUUGACCCCAGCUCCGGAAACCUCGAGGGCACCAUCAUGGUUGACGUGCACUACUACGAAGACGGCAAUGUGCGGCUGCUUACCAACAAGGCCGUCAGCGCAUCCAUCCCCUCGGGCACCGGCGCCGGAGUCGUCAAGGAGAUUGCGUCGAUAGAGAAGAAGUACCAGGAAGAUCUCAACAAGAGCUUCGUGAGCCUGAGCGAAGGUGCAUUCAAGGGCCUGCGGCGACAGCUGCCGGUGACGAGGCAGAAGAUUGAAUGGGACCGAGUGACGGGCUACCGCCUGGGUCAGGACAUUGGUGGUGGCAGCUCAAAGCGAUGA
This is a messenger RNA of Trichoderma aggressivum f. europaeum, 810 nucleotides long. RefSeq lists its product as uncharacterized. The transcript has 7 exons. Bases 1 to 810 code for a protein of 269 amino acids. The record is from RefSeq and is a predicted model, not a curated record. Lineage: Eukaryota; Fungi; Ascomycota; Sordariomycetes; Hypocreales; Hypocreaceae. Gene Ontology annotation, molecular function: actin filament binding. Gene Ontology annotation, biological process: actin cytoskeleton organization; barbed-end actin filament capping. Gene Ontology annotation, cellular component: actin cortical patch; F-actin capping protein complex.